AUGGCAACCACCCAAACCACUAUACCUCUACACAAUGGGAUAUCAGGAGGAAUUGACCAAGCAUACUUUGCUUAUAGCUCACAGAAGUCUGGUGGCUUGACAGUUUCUCAUUUGAGAUUUGGUCCCGAGCCUCUCAAGUCAUACUAUUCCGUCAGCAAGGCCGACUACGUCGGAUGUCACAAUACGACUUACAUAGACAUGUAUCGUAUGACUGAUCAUCUUAAGGACAAUGGUACCUUCUGCUUGAACUCGCCCUUCACUACGGUUGAGGAGUGGAACGAACAUGUACCCGCUGGUGUUCGUAAGGCACUCGCUGAAAAGAAUGCCAAGGUUUUCAACGUCGAUGCGUUCAAAGUUUCUGAGAAGUGUGGUAUGGGCCGCAUGAUUAAUGUUGUUAUGCAGGCUGUCUUCUUCAAGCUCGCUAAU
This is a messenger RNA of Perkinsus marinus ATCC 50983, 426 nucleotides long. RefSeq lists its product as hypothetical. The transcript has a single exon. Gene Ontology annotation, molecular function: oxidoreductase activity, acting on the aldehyde or oxo group of donors. The record is from RefSeq and is a predicted model, not a curated record. Gene Ontology annotation, biological process: response to oxidative stress. NCBI's taxonomy places the organism in Eukaryota, Perkinsozoa, Perkinsida, Perkinsidae. The annotation marks the transcript as partial.